UUUUUUUAUUGAAUUUAACUACAUUUCCCACAAUGCAGAUAUAACGUCUCCACGGGGCAUGCGUGGUACUGUUUACGCUCGGAGGAGGGUUGCAGUCUCAAAAGGGACGAACAGCUAGCACGGCUGACGUCUACUGUUGUAUUUGUCUUUGCACUCGGGAUAGUUUCUUGUGUUUUUAAACUAUGAACGGAGAUUAUUUAACAGCAGGUCGAGGGAAAAGACCAGCUAUUCCCGACAAAGUCGACAUGUCAUUAGAUGACAUCAUUCGGUUGAACAAAAAAGAGCAACAGUUAAAAAGGAAACAGGCCACCGUGAACCGCCGACCAGUCAAGAAGAAGGGCCGUUUAACCCAAGCAAGGGGUGUUUUAUCAAGAACUGCUGGACCAGUCCAGAGAGGAGGUGGCGUGCCCCGAGGAGGAGCAUCUAAAUUAAGAAACCGAAGAGUCCCUCCCCCACCUGGUCGACGACGAGGUCAAGGGGUUAUCACAGGACUGGCCGCCAGGCGGCCAGCUGCCCUGCUGAAACGAGUCGGAACGCUUAACAGAGCAGCGUUCAACCAGAAAACAAAGUCCUUCAUUCAACGCACUGAAGCCUUGUAUAGGCAGCCAGAGGCACAGAGAGGUCAGAAUGCUGCAGGAGUCAGGGGACCAUUUCAGCUGAGAAGACGACCACUGCCGCCUGUCCAGCAGACUCGGAGGGAAGCGCGCCAGGCUACAUUUCUUUUUCACAGAGGGCUCAAGGUACAGGCCCAGGUGCAAAAGCCAAAUUUUAGCAGUUUGCCAGUCAAAACUCAGCAGUGGCGCACAUCGACAACUAGCAGUGGAAUCUUGACUGUUUCAAUUGACAACCCCACAGCCAGGACUCAGCCUGAGCCUCCCACUGCUUGGACCCUGCAUCCUCCAGCUGUCAUCUCUGCUCCUGUCAAGGUGGAACAGGUGGAGAAGAAAAUACCUAAAGGAGUGCCUCUGCAAUUUGACAUCAACAGUGUUGGGAAACCGCAAACAUCAAUCACCCUGAAUGAGCGAUUCCGCAUCCUAAAAGAUCAGCGCACAACCACCGCACAAAGCAGCAAAGGCAGCCGAUUUGUUACCGUGGGUUAGCUGGCAAGAAGACCGCGACGAGGAAUACUCAGAGCCCCUUUUAUCCUGGUCAGACCCACACCAUGAACCCCACCUUUCUGAUGGAUGGGAUGUGCUGGCCCAUUGACUGACCUUACCAAUGGGAGGGAGGACAACAGUGGGAUACAAGUACAACACGCACAACUGUGAGAACUUGUGUGCAAGUGUUGAUGGAAGAGUUGUUCUCAUUAAGUUCUCAUUGAUUGUCCAUAUCAUUGUACUCCGCUGUUUGUAUUGUGGAUGUCCUAUUCUGGGCAGGAAGGAGCUUUCCCUCACCCAACUUGGAACUGUUGACACAUCACAGACUGCUUGGAAGUAUUUAUUUUCAGAGAGGACAGCUAUGUAUUUGCUCGGAUGGCACGUAUGUUCUCAAUACUUUUUUUCUUGAGAAUUGUUUUGUAAUGUUUCUUCAAAUAAAUGAGUUUCUCUUUAAAUAUUUGGUAA
Messenger RNA from Etheostoma spectabile (orangethroat darter), 1562 nucleotides. RefSeq names its product UAP56-interacting factor. Lineage: Eukaryota; Metazoa; Chordata; Actinopteri; Perciformes; Percidae. Gene Ontology annotation, cellular component: nuclear speck. Gene Ontology annotation, biological process: mRNA export from nucleus. Bases 183 to 1100 code for a protein of 305 amino acids. The transcript has 9 exons. Gene Ontology annotation, molecular function: mRNA binding. The record is from RefSeq and is a predicted model, not a curated record.